GGUAAAGUACACGGUUCUUUGGCUCGUGCCGGUAAAGUCAAGUCUCAAACCCCCAAGGUUGCUAAGCAAGAAAAGAAGAAGCCUAAGACAGGUCGCGCAAAGAAGAGACAAAUUUACAACCGUCGUUUCGUCAAUGUCACCACUCAAAUCGGUGGUAAGCGCAGAAUGAACCCUGCUCCCACUCAAGGUCCUUAA
This is a messenger RNA of Rhizopus microsporus ATCC 52813, 195 nucleotides long. RefSeq names its product ribosomal protein S30. The annotation marks the transcript as partial. Lineage: Eukaryota; Fungi; Mucoromycota; Mucoromycetes; Mucorales; Rhizopodaceae. Gene Ontology annotation, biological process: translation. Gene Ontology annotation, molecular function: structural constituent of ribosome. Gene Ontology annotation, cellular component: ribosome; cytosolic small ribosomal subunit. The transcript has a single exon. The record is from RefSeq and is a predicted model, not a curated record.